AUGGCAAAUGAUUUCGAAACACUUAAUCAAUUAUAUGAAGUGCUAUUAUAUAAGAAGAAGGAUAUAAUAGCUAUUCAGAAAAAACUCGGUAUUAGUGGUAAUGCAAAUCAAAUGACAAACAUUGAAGCUAGAAGGCAAAAAACACUUGCCGAUUCAUAUGAGUUAUUGUUAAAUUUGGUGGAAGAUAUAAUACCAAUACAGGAUGAUCUCAGCAUUGAUGGUAAUCCCAUUCUAGAAGAGGCACUCCAAAGCAAUAAAGCUUCUACGGAUAUUUCAUAUAGAGAAAUAUAUAAUUUGCUUUUAUAUCUGGAAGAGGAUAUAAUAACAAUUCAAGAUGAACUCGGUAUUAUUGGUUAUUCUAAUCAAGAAAGGGCAGAAGAAGUCGAUGAAAAAGCAAGAGCAUAUCUCCAAAAGUUUGAGGAAUUCCACGGUCCAUUAGAAGAUGUUCCAAUUGUGAUUUUACAGAAAUAUGGUGAAAUGGGGGUAAAUAAAAUUCAGUUUUCCGGAGAGAUACUACCGUUAUUUCCAAAUCUCUCUCCUCAACAAUUGCAUGAAAUAUUCGUCAAAAAUCCAUCUAGCACCGGACAGUGCCUAUGUCUAGAACAGAUUAGCUAA
Rhizophagus irregularis DAOM 181602=DAOM 197198 is the source of this 615-nucleotide messenger RNA. RefSeq lists its product as uncharacterized. The record is from RefSeq and is a predicted model, not a curated record. NCBI's taxonomy places the organism in Eukaryota, Fungi, Glomeromycota, Glomeromycetes, Glomerales, Glomeraceae.